CGGAUGUGAGAUUGCUAACGUGAACGAACGAACGUUGUCCGCGAUACGUAAAGAGUUGGCAGUAAAUGUAACAGCGCAUCAGGCGGGAUUAAUUAUAAAUUGUGUGUUGUGUGUAAUCCACGUGUAAUCAGUCCCGGUGCCCAGGUAACGGUGCAUGUCCAGGGAGGUCACGUCACAGCAGAACGCAGCGAAGCGCCCUCGGCCCUUAGCAGUCAGCCGCCAAACACGUCUCGUCUCCGGCCGUGGGCAAGGUCAGGCUCCGAAUAGGAGUACACUUGCAAAGGUAGGAAAUAGAGACCUAAGAACAGAUCCCACCACGCUUUCGUCAUCAUCCGAAGAGGGUAACAACGCGAUAAGGAGAAGACCUAGAACCAGCCGCCUGAACUACUGCUGCUGCAUGCGGCACUCGAGUCGGACUGUCGACAGUGAAAUUAAUAAUCUCGAAGGAAAAGCCAGUACUGCUGCUGAUCGACAGGUAGCCCAUCUUCCGCCACUGAAGCUCUCCAGUUCUCUGCCUGCCACACCGCAGCUGGGACAGCGGGGAGUGCGUGGACGCGGCUACAAGAAGUUGUCAUGGAAUGAGGAGCAGCCCCGCCAACCGGGGACAUCGACAAUGAUCACUCAUGGGCAGGAGUCCAGGGCCAGGCCACAGCUCUCCUAUCAGCACCUCAACAACAACAAUAAUGAGGAGGAGUACGAUCCCAUUGCCAAAUACUUUGCCCAGACGCCGAAACAGCAGCAGCAGCAGCAGCAACAGCAGCAGCAGCAACAGCUGCAAGAGCAAAAGCUGUUGGCGGCAAAAAGCUCACGGAUUUUGUGCGAGAAUUGCUGCGGAGAGAGGCAUCAACAAGUUGGCAGCGCCACGGAUCGACACGGGCUGCCGCUGCCCCAGGGGUUGCCGUUGGGGGACUGCGAUUCAGUGUCCGAUUUGUCGUCGUUCCGCUUUGUCUUCCACGGGGAUGAGGUCGAUUCCAAGAGGCGUGUGUUAGUCGAUGUCGAUGCUCAUAAUCGCCAUAAUGAACAUAAUGAUGAUCAUCAUAAUGAUGAUGUUGAUGACGAUGACGUUGCCCGUCGGCCGGUUAUAGAAAUAGAAAAUCGGGAGCCAAGUACAUCAGCUACAAAAACGGAAAAGUCAACACCAACAGCAGCAACAGCAACAGCAACAAGAGCAACAGCAGCGGGAGACGCGUCAUCGCCAGUGUUGUCCCUGUCAUCUGAAAUCAGCGACGAGUCAGCGGCAAUUUGUUGUUAUACAAUUGACAAAAAACUGUCACAGCAGCAGCAACAGCAGCAGCAGCAGCAGCAACAUCCCACAGCACAGCAGUGGAAUCCCUCUGCGGCACUGCAGCACUACAACUCCUCGGCGACAGUUAGCUAUCGGAACUAUCACCAGCCAGAGCCAGGACCAGGACCAGGACCAGAGCCAAGGUGUCCUCCGCCUGUGCCGCCCAAGCCACGCGUCUGCCACGAGUCGAACAACAGCAGCGAUGAGCCCGCUCUGAAGACACGCCGCUUGGUCUGUACGCCACGCGUUUAUCCGGCGACAAGGUCGCCCCACGGCAGUAGCUGCCACUGCUGCAUUCGCAAGGGCUUUCCGCCGUAUGCCUUCGAGGGGAACAACAACAACAACUACAACUGCAAGUUCGGUUCGAGUGGCGGAUCGCCGCGAUCGCUGGUCUACGAUCGUCACGGACGUCUGACCUUCGACUCGGAGCCGGAAGUGUCAGUGGAAAGAGAGCAGAGCCGCCGGGCCACCGGUGUGCGCCACAAGUCGCUGAGUGAAUCUCGAUUGAAUCAUCCCCUCCCGCAGCAGUGCAGAGAACUCAAAGUUGUGUCCGAUCCGUAUCCAGAUCCGUCGCGAGUGACCGCAGAACAAAGUGCCAGAACUCAUCCAUCAACCCAACAGAACCACAAUCCACACGAGAUCCCAUACAAGUCGAACCAUUUACUCCUUCCCUGCAGUUGUAAUCCCCAUUUGGAUUAUCCAUGCUCUUCAUUCAACAAGGAGAACGGGCACACAAUGGAGAAACGACGUAAUACCCUGGACAGGAUACAGCGCCUGGGAUUCGGGCGCAAGUCCUUGCCAGCUGCUUCCGCCAACGCCAACGCCAACGCCUCUGGCUCAUCCUCAUCCUCAUCUGCCGCAGCAGCAGUUGCAGGGCCGGAAAAGCAGCGCAAGACUUCAGAUCGUUCGGAGCGCCUAAAGGAGCUAACGGAGCUGCUGAGAGGCACCGGGGGCAGCAGCUCCAGAGCCUCAUCCACGCCCACACCUCCGCCGCCACCACCGCCAGUGCCGCCGCCACGAAAGCCGCGUGGCACCUACCUGGAGCGCCAGGACACGGGCGCCAGUCAGACAUCCGAAAGCAGCAGCGAUGCCAACGCAAGGGGAGCCAGCAGCGGGGGCGGCCUGAGCACGGCCGCCCGCCUCUUUGCCUCCCUUAAACCCAACACAAGUCUCUCCAACCUGGAGGCCUUCAUGUUGAGCAACCGUGAGAAGUCCAAGUCCCCGCCUCCACCGACGCAGCAGCAGCAGCAGCAGCAGCAGCAGCAGCAGCAGCAGCAGCAGCGACCUGUGGGGAGAUGCGUAGAUGCCUCAACACGAAGCAGUAGCGAGAGUACGCCGCAAGCAUCGAGACCGGAGCCGCGGACCGUGAUCGGUUCGUAUGCGCCAAAGGGAAUUCCGUUUCGCUCCGUUUCGUUCUCGCAAAUCGACUGCAAGUCCACGCUGAGCGCCCUGAGGGAUCGCCUGAGGCGUGACAAGGCCAUCGAAGAGCCCAGCCCCAGUCCGACGCAUUCCAGAGAGAGGGAGGAGGGUCCAGGUUGGGUGCACAUUCCUCUGAAGAAGACAGAGCUGAGCAUCAACCUGAACUACGGGCAGGAGAAGUCGCUGGACCACGACUCCAUCCAGGAGGAGGACAUUUUCAGCACAGAGGUCUCGGGCAGCAGUUCGGGCAUCCUGUACCCAGCACCGGCCACCGCCAGCAGCGUGAUAGCCGCCCAUGCCACCAUGGAAUCCCUGACAGACACAAUUCAGUCGGAGAGCGACUGCCUCAUCAGGGAGGAGAUUGCGACCAUCAUUGUGCAGCCCCUGGAGGUCACCCCGCCCGCCUCCACAGGCGGCAGUGCCCCAAAUCUGGCCACGCUGAUGGAGGAGCAGCUGCCACUAGAGUCUCCGCCAGACAACUUCCUGCAGACGGCCACCACCUGCGAGAUUCCCGUGCCAGUGUACGAGUGCGCUGCACAAGAGUGGCUGGAGACGCCCGCCCAGGAGUGGGUGGAAGUAGUUCCGGAGACCAUUCAGCCUCCAGUUUCGCACGCUGCCUGCAAGGUGUCCCAAACAGAGUCGACGCUGACCACCGCCGUGAGGAGUGACCUGGUUCCCACCAUAUCGGUGAGCCGCUCCUCGGAGGAUGGCGAUGGAGUAGCCAGGAUAGACGAUGCCCCUCAAGUGGAGCUUGCGACUACCGCCAGGAACCCGUCGGCAGAGGAGCCGCAGCAUUGCAAGCAGUACAGCCACGACGACCUGGAUCUGUCCAGCCCCGAACUUCGCAGCUCUCUGGAGACCGUAGCCACUCCCCGGCACAGCACGGACGAGCGCCAGAGGCGGCAUUUGGACAACUCCACCAAACGGAAGGGCAUGUAUAUAGACAACGCCGACUGGCAGGCACCGGCACCGGCAGAAGCAGUGGCAGUGGCAGUCGCCCAUCGCGGAUUAGCACUAGACAUCAGUGUGACCAACCUGAAUGCCAUUAAGCCCGAGUCCCCGGACGCCCACUCCUCGCAGAUCUACAUCAGCAGCCCCAUCAGCCCCGCAUAUUCCUUCGAACUGAACACGCCCGAGCUGGAGAAGGGUGCCCCAUCCUGGGGUCCAACCAGCGGGUCGCGCGACAAAUCGCAAUUGCUGAGCAACUUUAGCUGCCACAGCAGCGAGGAGAAGGACGACGCCUCCAGCAAGAGUCUCAGCUUCCUACGCACCGACUCCACCUCUGACAACGAGUGCGACCGUAUCGCCAGGGAUCGCAUCACUUCCAGUCCCACGCCCUCCUCCGGUGACUACGACUACAAGCGCUUCUCGAAGCGCCCUCUGCGCGGUCCCUACGGUCAGAUGCUCGAGGCGGAGAUGAAGAAGCCCAACCGGAUGCACUUCGAGGAGAUCCUCGAGGAGCUGCGUGAAACAGACAGCUUGCAUCUGCGAGGAGCUGCUGGUGUUUCGGCUCCGGUGGGUGCUUCAAGUGCCAGCCCCCGCCCCAAUAUGCCGCAGUAUUCCAACUCGAUGCGGGUACGAAAGACGAGCACGUAUCUUCCUGUGCCCUCGCAUACCCGGGCCGCGUCCACGCCCUCGCAGCUGGAACACACCAGCAAGGGCAUAGCCUCCGCUGCCCCGAUCUCCGCAUCCGCCAAGAACCUAGGCGAAGCGGAGUUGGUGCACCACAUGAAGCGAGCCGCCUCCGAGGCGCCGGCCCCCAAGACGCACCACAGCAAGCGUAGCCAGUCCAUGAGCACGGAGCGGCCCACCCAGCACCAUCAUCACGCCCAUGGUCACAGUCACGGUCACGGACAUAGUCAUCAUCAUACAGCCAAAAGGAGCCUGGACGCCAAUGUCAGUGCCAAAACGAAUACUGCUCCUGCUGCUGCUGCUGCUGCUGCAGCGGCGGGUCCAACGCUGGACUUGAAGCCAACGCCCGCUCUGCUGGCGGAACUUCUGAAGGGAUCCAGCGAAAAUAUGCUCUCCGAGCAGCGGCAGAAAACAAUUGCGGACACUCGCACAUAUGUGGUCCAAGAGAUCUACCGCAACGAGCAGUCCUACGUGGAGUCCCUGCAGACAGUUGUUCUGAAGUAUCUGAAAGUGCUCAAGGCACCCGAGCACGCCGGCAUGAUUGACACCCGCACCGUGGACGAGAUCUUCUUCAUGGUGCCGGACAUUCUCGAGAUACACGAAAAGUUCUUGGGGGAUCUCAAGCAUCGCUUGGAUGACUGGGAUGUUCAGCAGAAAGUGGGCGAUGCCUUCAUGGACACGUUCUCGAAGCUGGAGGUGCUUGAGGUCUACACAUCCUUUGUGAACAACUGCAAUCGGGCCAAGAACGCCAUACGCUCCAUGAAACACCAGCGACCAUCGUUCGCCAAGUUCCUGGAGUCCACCUCCCGCGAGCACAAGGGCAAACUCACCCUCGACAAUCUGCUGAUCAAGCCAGUGCAAAAGUUUCCCAACUACGAGCUUCUGUUCCAGCGACUGAUCAAGCACACGGAUCACGAUCAUCCCGAUCAGAAGCACCUGCAGGACGUGUUGAAGCUGGUCCACGACAUUCUGGUGCACAUCAACUGCAAGGAGCGCGAGAUCAUGGAGAACGGGCAGCGCGAGGCGACUCUGCGCGAGCUGGAGGGCGUGAUCGAGGGCAUUACCGAUCUGACAGCGCCCGAGCGGCAGUUCCUGCUGUUCGAUCUCGUUUCGAUGCCCUCGGGCGCGGGGGCGCGCAAGGAUCGGGGCUUCUUCCUGUUCAACGACCUGCUCGUCCUCACCAGCAUCAAGAAACGAAGCGGCACCAUCCGCAAGCCCAGCAGCAGCAUCUGCCCGGGCACGGUUGCCACCACGCUGGAGACCAACAAGUACAAAUGUCUCACCAAAAUCUCACUGGACUGUCUGGAGAUUGUCAAGCCCAAGGACGAGAACAUCAAGCGAAUCGUCAACGAAAUCGAGAGCCUGGCCGACGACUGCGGCAAGCUGCAGCAGAUCAGCGACAUCACCGCCUCCCUAAAGUAUCCACACCAGUAUCUCGAGGACGUUAUCCGCGAGCUUCACCGCGAUGUCCAGCGGCAGCUAUCCGAGCGCCAGUCGAACGACACCCAGCUCAAUAUGCUAGAGCUGACAGUCAGUUCGCCAAAUGGCAACCAGAAGCUGACGGUGGUCUUCAGCAAGACGGAGAAGCGCACGGCUUGGGAGGAGACCUUCGUCGAGGCCAAGCAGAAGCUGGCUGCCACUUUGGAGAGACAUCCCAUACCCGAGUUCCUCACCUCCAUACCCAUCCGGAAGACCCGCGCCGGACUGCAGUUCACGUGUGCGGCGGCUACGCUGAGCGAGAACCGGGAUGUUUGGGUGUGCAACAGCGACGGAUAUGUGGGCCAGGUGUGCAUCAUGUCGCUGCACCCAGAGCCGAACGUCACCAGCUGCAACGGCGUCUGCAACGCGCGCAUCUUGUGCGUGGCCUCUGUGCCGGCGUACAGCUCCUCUGCCUCGAGUCGCAACAGUAGUGGGGAGCAGCAGCCCCAGGAGGAGAAGGAUAGGCCGCGGAACAGCUCGCAGCAGCCGCAGCCGCAGCCCAGUCAGAGCUACACUCAGCAGCUGCGAGACUACCGCAAGAGCAUCUCCCCCAGCUUCCAGAGCGGCUCCUCGUCAACGGCCACGGCCACGGCCACGCCCACGCCCGAGAAGAAAAAGACACCCACGCCCACGCCGGUGGCUGUCGACGGCGUCGUCCCGGUGGCUGCCAGCAACAGUGAUACUCAGCUGGAGCUGAAUCUGAGCUCCAGCGACGAUGAGACGGAAGCAGCCGCGGCCACCGCCUCCGCCUCAGCCUCGCUCAACGUUGCCAGCGCCAGCACAGGAGCUGGAUCUGGAACUGGAUCUGGAGCAAUAGUGGAACGUGUGCCUAGUCCCGCCCCCUCACUGCAAGCCGGAUACCAUGGCCAUCAGGACUCGAAUCCGGAGGAGGGCGAGAGCAAUCAAUCAACCAUGUGGAUCGGCACCGAAGACGGCUGCAUCCACGUCUACAAUAGCACUGACAAUAUUCGCAUUAAGAAGAACCGCAUCAAGAUCGAGCACCACUCGGCCGUCUAUUCCAUUUUGUACCUGGACAAUCGUGUGUUUGUGUCGUUGGCCAAUGGUGAUAUUUGUGUUUACCUGAGGGAUGGAGCCACAUCGUGGAAUACGUGCUCAUCGCAUUGCCUGUCCAUUGGCACCGUCACCAGUCCCGUGACCAAGUUGCUGAAUGUCAACGGCAGGCUCUGGUGCUCCAUUCAGGGCAUCAUCAAGGUCCUAGAUGUGGAGACUUUGCAGGUCAUUCAUCAGAUACAAAUCUCAUCGGACUCGAAGCCAAUCACAAACAUGACGGUCGCCAGCAACUUCGUCUGGAUAUCCAUCCAGAACUCGGCGCACAUUAAAUGUUUCCAUUCCAAUACCCACCAGCUAGUCACCGAAGUGAAUCUCGCGCCAGCCGUGAACAAAAUGCUCUCCAACUGCGACGAGAUCAUUAGGCAACACAAGGCCGCCUGCCUUCGUGUGACUUCGCUGUUGUGCUGCAAGGAUCUCAUCUGGAUUGGCACCAGCGCGGGCGUCCUCCUGACCAUACCGGCCCUGGGCUACGAGAAGGGCGCCGUCAACAUUGUGCCCACGGGCAUUCCCCACGGCCACACCGGCCACGUGCGAUUCCUCACGUUUGUGGAGACCACCGGGCUGGAGGGGACGACAGGAGCCCGUGAGGCGAGUGGUUCCGCCAGCGAUGAGUACACCAAGCAGGGCUCCAUAAAGCACUCCAAAUCCAAGUCGGAGACCAACAACACAUUGAUCAUUUCCGGCGGCGACGGCUACGAGGACUUCCGCAACUCGGGCGCCAAUUCCCUCAGCGAGAUCGCCGGCCGCGAGGACAGCACCAACCAUUUACUGAUAUGGCAAAUUUGAAGCAGAAGGCGUAAAAAUCGCUGGAGGCUUUUGCUCUCGCGCUGGAAAAACAACAACUGAGCUCGAGGAUCAGAGAUCAGUUCGCGGCGCGUAGAGUGGAGGGCAUACUGCGGCGGUUUUUAUGACAACAUUGAUGAGAUUUACAGAGAGAGAGAGAGAACAAGGGAGAGAUCGAUCUACAGCAGCUGCUAGGCUGGAAAUGAGUAGAACUAGGGGACUGAUUGGUGCUCGAACCAAUCCCACAACUGUGUAUAUUUGAAACUGAAUGACUAAUUACGUUCAGCCUCUAAUCAAAAAACAGAGAUUAUGUAUUAUGUAUAAACUACAAACUCCCUCGACUAUCCACUGGAUGAGUGCCAAAACAAGCAACUUUCAAUGUACAUAGAAAUCGCACAGAACAGAGCAAGGAAGAUGGAGGGGGAGGAGGCACAGCUCCAGAGCUCCAGAGCUCCACAGCCAAGUACUAUAGAUAUUUUUGUAUUGAUAAUAAGUAUGUACGAGUACUCGUAUCUCGUAGCUCGUAUCAUCUGUAGAUCCUAUUCAAGAGUUAAGCGUUCGUUCUAAGUUUGUUUUUGCAAUUGAAAUACAGGUCUAACGUGUAAUGUGUAACGAUAAACAAUUCUAUAAACAAUCUAUGCCUAAAUGUAAUGCAAUAAUAAUCUACCUGGAUGUAGAGUGCCACCAUCAGAUCAUCCCUGCCCUGCCCCGCCCCGAAUCAAAGCGCAUUAAUCGAAUUUAUAAUCUACUUAGAAAGAAAAGAAAUUACUCCUCACGGGGCAUGUGCAUGAGCUCCCGCGCGCGUCAAGCUUGUAAAAAUCGUAACUCCCUAUUUUACAGAUAAAUAUACAUAACAUAUACACCUACUAUAUACAUAUAAAUAUGAAUAUAUUGACAAAUGAUAUGAUUAAAAGGCGUCUAUAAAGUUUAUUGUGAAGCCUAUCUACAUAUAUUUCAUGCAAGUGAAUUGAAUUGAAUUUUGAAUCUGAGAAUUGCAAAUUGUAACCAUACAUACGAGUGAUAUUCAAAAGUUUUUUGCUACUCGUAGAGUUUUUGGGCAUGUACAAAUCGUAACACGCACACACAAACACACACACACACACAAUACACAUACUUAUGCAUACUUGUAUAUUUUUCUCAAUUAUUGAAUACUAUUCGUAAGUCGUAAAAGAAAUCCCCACGUUGGAGGGGGUGUCGCGUCGCUCAAUGGCCUAAAUUGUGGCGAAUUGCAUUAAUUUAAGUAUGAAUAUAUUUCCAUGUUAGAUCUGGUUGGUUAUAAAUAAAUCAUAAAUCAAUGUUCAGUGCAGUAUUUCAAGUGUAUGCUAAGCAAUCUCUAUACCAGAACCACAACCACAACCACAA
Molecule: messenger RNA, 9031 nt
Organism: Drosophila subobscura
Lineage: Eukaryota; Metazoa; Arthropoda; Insecta; Diptera; Drosophilidae
Product: rho guanine nucleotide exchange factor 17
Exons: 16
Coding region: 155-7672 (2505 amino acids)
Biological process (GO): actin cytoskeleton organization
Molecular function (GO): guanyl-nucleotide exchange factor activity; protein binding
Source: RefSeq, a predicted model, not a curated record